Gadus macrocephalus (Pacific cod) is the source of this 3032-nucleotide messenger RNA. RefSeq names its product EMAP like 3 (gene eml3). NCBI's taxonomy places the organism in Eukaryota, Metazoa, Chordata, Actinopteri, Gadiformes, Gadidae. The transcript has 19 exons. The coding region runs from base 273 to 2348 and encodes 691 amino acids. Gene Ontology annotation, cellular component: mitotic spindle. Gene Ontology annotation, biological process: microtubule cytoskeleton organization. Gene Ontology annotation, molecular function: microtubule binding. The record is from RefSeq and is a predicted model, not a curated record.
UGACUGACUACCUCUCACUCACUCACUCACUCACUGUCUCUCUGACUCUCUGUGACUCUUUCUCUCUCUCUCCCUCCCUGUUGACUGACUACCUCUCCCCUCACUCACACAUUCACUCACCACUUGCACUAAAGUGCCCGAAAAAAACUAAAAGCAAAAAUAGUAAUGACUGUUCUUUCUGAAACCCUUUGGCCUUUAGAACCCUUUGUGUUUACCAGACUAAAGGUUGAAUCUAAGUGUGUGUUUUUUCCUCCCUACAGUCGGCCAAAGACAUGAUAGCCAGCACAGCAAAUUCCGGGUCGCGGAGAGGAACGUACAGCCAAGAACAGUCCACCAAGAUGUUCAUCCGUGGACGCCCCAUCACCAUGUACAUCCCCUCAAAGAACUACGAGGACCUGAAGAUGGAGCUGCCCUCCGCCAAGCUGGAGCUGGACUGGGUCUAUGGCUACCGGGGUCGGGAUUGCCGUGCCAACCUGUACUUCCUGCCGACGGGCGAGGCGGUGUACUUCAACGCCUGCGUGGUGGUGCUGUACCACAUCAACAACCGCACACAGCGACACUACCGCAAGCACACCGACUGCGUCCGCUGUCUGACACUCCAUCCCGAUAACGUGCGCGUGGCGUCCGGCCAGACGUCCGGCGUGGAUAAGGACGGAAAGCCACUCCAGCCGUGUGUCCACAUCUGGGACUCUAACACGCUGGUCACCCUGCAGCUGAUCGGCCUGGGAACCUUCGAGAGGGGGGUGGGCUCGGUGGCCUUCUCCAUCGCUGACGCCGGGGCCGUGCUCUGUGUGAUCGACGACUCCAACGAGCACAUGAUGUCCCUGUGGGACUCCACCAAGGGGACCAAGCAUGCCGAGGUCAAGAGCACCAAUGAGGCUGUGUUCGCCGUGGAAUUCAACCCGGUUGACGGCAGCAACAUCAUCACCUGCGGAAAGUCCCACGUGUACUUCUGGACCCUGAGCGGUGGGCAGCUCACCAAGAAGCAAGGCAUCUUUGGAAAAUACAAGAAGCCCAAGUUCAUCCAGUGUUUCAUCUUCAGCCUGACGGGGGACGUCCUCACCGGGGACUCAGAGGGGAACAUCCUGACCUGGGGGAAGUCCGCGGCCGACGUGAAGACCCUGGGGAAAGGCGCUAAGGAGACCCUACAGAUCAUGCGGCAGACCAAGGCCCACGAGGGCAGCGUGUUCACCCUGUGCGCCCUGCAGGGCGGCGGUCUACUCAGCGGCGGCGGCAAGGACCGCAGGAUCAUCCGCUGGAGCGCAGACCUAGCCCCGGAGAGAGAGUGUGAGAUCCCUGAGCAGUUCGGAGCGGUCCGUACCAUUGCGAAUGUGGACGGGGAGGAGCUGUUAGUUGGUACAACCCGGAACGCUAUCCUGAGGGGCACCUUUUCACAGGGAUUCGUGGCCAUUGUGCAGGGUCACAUGGAUGAGAUGUGGGGCUUGGCCACACAUCCCUCCCAGAAUACCUUCCUCACCUGCGGCCACGACAGACAGGUGUGUCUGUGGAACACAGAGGAACACAAGCUGGACUGGUGCACUACACUGGAGGAGUACGGCUUGUGUGCAGACUUCUGUCCAAAUGGCGCCGUGGUCUCGGUGGGCCUCUGCACUGGCAGGUGGUUGGUCCUUGACCUGCUGACCAUGGAGGUGGUCACCGACCUCACGGACGGGAACGAGCAGCACUCUGUCAUGAGAUAUUCUCCAGAUGGCAGCUAUCUAGCUGUGGGUUCCCAUGACAACUUUAUCUACAUCUACACUGUGACGGAGAGUGGCAGGCGCUACACACGUUUUGGCAAGUGCAACGGCCACUCCAGCUUUAUAACGCACCUCGAUUGGUCCAAAGAUGGGAAUUACAUCAUGUCAAAUUCGGGCGACUAUGAGAUCCUCUAUUGGGACAUCACUGGAGGUUGUAAACUAUUGAGGAACCGCUUCGAGAGCAAAGACCGGGAGUGGGCCUCCUACACCUGUGUGCUGGGCUUCCACGUCAUGGGCGUCUGGCUGGAGGGCUCGGACGGCACUGACAUCAACGCCCUGUGCCGCUCCCACAGCGAGAGGCUGGUGGCCGUGGCCGACGACUUCUGCAAGGUCCACCUCUUCCAGUACCCCUGUCCAAAGCCCAAGGCCCCGAGCCUGAUGUACGACGGCCACGGGAGUCACGUGACCAAUGUGUGCUUCACGCACAGCGACGACCACCUGCUCUCCAUGGGGGGCAAGGACACCUGCAUCCUCCAGUGGAAGGUGAUCGGAUGUGGGGGAGGAGGAGGAGGAGGAGGAGGUGGAGGAGCUGGCAGCCGCGAGAGACUGGCCUCCACCUCCACCAGCUCCCCAGAACCGACCACUAGCUGAAGGGAAGGGAAUCCCUUCGGCCAUGGACUGCUUAGAGCAGCCUUGUUUCACGGGCCUCGUUUUGGUGGACUCUCCUGAGGUCAUAAAUGCUUCGGCCACCAGAGGGCGACGUAGGUCUUGCCUCUGUCUUUUUUCUUCAUCGCUGACGUCCCCAACGAAAACGAGCAAACGCUCAGAAGAGAAAAAGCAUUGCCACAUUGGAACAUUUCAUUGGGAAUGUUGCCAAUAAGAAAAGCAUAAUCACGCCAUACUCUAUCGAUUCCCAACAUCUUACUGUGCUUGUGGGGUUGGACAUUUAAUAACUGGACACCAUGGCAUCACAAUAGGAAUGUGCACAAUCUACUCAUGCUCCCCCAAUAGCCCAGGAUACACUUGGCAACCAUCUUAUGUCGUUUUAAAUUAAAGUCCAUAUAGAUGUGGAACAGAAAACUUUACCAGGGCUGCAGGUGAUAUUCUAUUACGUAUAACAAUGCAGAUGUUGUACUUCAAUAUAUAAUGAGACAUGGCUAUGCUAUUACUGUUGCAGGCCUACAUUGAGAUGCCGAUUAGAUCAUUGUAUGCGGUAUUUACGGUAUUACAACUGUCAUACAAUGUUAUCUUUACAGUAAACUCCUGACCACCUACAGCCACUAAAUAUACAUUUAGUAUUGAGUGUGUUGUUUUUAGAAUGGAUUUCCUGAAACA